Molecule: messenger RNA, 9094 nt
Organism: Rattus norvegicus (Norway rat)
Lineage: Eukaryota; Metazoa; Chordata; Mammalia; Rodentia; Muridae
Gene: Rcbtb1
Product: RCC1 and BTB domain containing protein 1
Cellular component (GO): nucleus
Source: RefSeq, a predicted model, not a curated record
AAACAUGGACAGUAAAUGUUUAUUUUUUUCACAUGUCAUCAAAGGAUGGCCCAUCCUUAAUAAUUAUAUACAUAUUCACAUAUGCGUGCAUAUAUAUAAAUUAUUCCCAUUAGAUAUAAAUUAUACAUCAAAUGUAAAUUAUAUAAGUAAAAUGUAAACUCUAUACAUUUAAUAUGAUUUAUAUGCAAUAAUGUAUUAUAUACAGUAAAUGAAUUAGAGGCAUUAAAUAUGAAUUAUAUAUUAAAAUAUGAAUUAAAACCAGUUAAAUAUAUAAAAUAUGUUAUAAUCUAUAUAAAAUAUAUAAUUUUGCAUGUCCUCAAGGACAUGGAAUUAUGGAAUGAGCCAUGAGCUCUAAAAAAUAAGUUAAAAAACAGAGGGGGAACCACUCUGGAAACCAGUCUGGAGGUUCCUCAGAAAAUUGGACAUUGCACUAACUGAGGACCCAGCUAAACUUCUCCUGGGCAUAUACCCAAAUGUUAUUUUAACAUACAACAAAGAAACAUGCUCCACCUUGUUCAUAGCAGCCUUAUUUAGAAAGAAGCUGGAAAGAACCCAGAUGCCCUUCAACAGAGGAAUGGAUGCAGAAAAUGUGGUACAUUUACACAAUGGAGUACUACUCAGCUAUUAAAAACAAUUAACUUCAUGAAAUUCAUAGGCAAAUGGACUGAACUAGAAAAUAUCAUCCUGAGUGAGGUAACCCAAUCACAGAAAAAAACACAUGGUAUGCACUCAUUGAUAAGUGGAUAUUAGCCCAAAAGCUCAAAUUAUCCAAGAUACAAUCUACAGACCACAUGAAGCUCAAGAAGAAGGAUGACCAAAGUGCUGAUAAUUCACUCCUUCUUAAAAGAGGAGCUGCCUUUCCUGUAAUCACCCUUACUCCCCCAGUUCUCCCAGUUCCUGUAUUGAUUGACUGAUAGGCUCUGGGAUUGGUACUAAGCAUGAAGGACUCUAAGUGUCUGGAUAGUGAUGUAGCUUCAUUUUUAAUGAAGACUCCCGUCACAUUCCCUUUUGAAAUGAUUUCUGAUUGAGAAUGAAGACUCUUGAACCAGUGGACUGUAGAUGUGAUUAGAGUUCCCAAGUGGGCCCCGGGGUUGAUGGAAAGGAGGGGUGUUCCCACUUGCAUGCUUUUGUGCUCUCAUUGCCCAGUAUGGUCCUUUGGGGGAUAGCAGUACAGCACCACACAAUGGUCAACAUUUAGGCCAUCUCUGUCCCCCUAUACAGGUAAUCAUUUCCAAGCUGGCUCUUCUGCCAUUCUGUCAGCUGGUUGCUUUGUUGCUAAAUAGGUCAAUAGAUUCCAAGUAAUGUACCAUCUGACCAAUCCAGUAGCUUCUAUUAGAAAUCUGAGAAGAGCUAAGUCUCAUUUGCUGUUAAGUGGGUUUCUUGUUCUGAUGCAAUGAUAGGAGGAAUCAAAUUGGUGAACCAAACAGAACAUAAAUUGAUGACAUCGUUCAAGUUUAAUGAAGUGAGUUCAAUCCCUGGAUCUCUUGGUUGAAAGAGAACCAGAUCCUGAAAGCUUUCCUCUGACCUCUACACACACAAUAGUAAAAUUAAAAAUUAAAUAUAGUUCUUUUGGCUGAGAUCCUGAAGUAACAAUCAUAAAGAUUAUCCUAUCCUAUAAAUGGCUUUUCUUUCCUGAGUGUAAAGAGUCCAAUAUGAUCAAUUUACCACCAACUGGCUGGUUGUUAUUUUCAAGUGUUACCUCCCCACUUUAUACUACACAGCCUCUUGGCAAUGGUUUCUGCUGGUGGCAGAUUGCACUUGUUAGAUUAACAUCAGCGAGUAAGAGUCCUACAUCAUGAAGUAGGUCCAUGUGUGGCUAGCGUCCUGAUAGCUAUGCCAUCUCUGUUCCUGAAUCUGUUGUGCCAAUGUAAAGAUGGUUGAUGGGAAAGCUGAUUUACAGACCAUUGAAAUGGUUUAGCCAGUAAAGGGUCCUGCUGCCAAGUCUGAUGACCUGAGUUUGAUACCUGAUAUCCACAGAGUGGAAGGGAAAAUCUGACUCCUACAAGCUCUCCUCUGACCUUCACACUUGUGCGAAGACAUCUACCUGUCUGCACAUUUGCAUAUACUCAUACAAAGAUGGGGGGUGGGAGGGAGAGAGGGAAGAGAUUCAAUAAUUUGAGAGGCAAUCUGGGGGACAUGGGAGGAGCUAGAGGGCAGAAAGAGAAGGGGCACAAAUAAUUAGAUACAAUACAUAUGCUGAAAUUCUUAAAAACGUUUAAUUAAAAGAGGUAGAGCUGGCACUUAAGAGAUGUUAACACAGAUUUAAGCAUAAGGUUAAUAAAGAAGUGCUUGAGCAGAGGGAAGCGUCCUGUCAAGCAUAUGGGUGUCUGCUUCUCCAGAAGAGUGUGCAAUUAUCUUUGUCAGAUGGGGCUCCGGGUCUGGGGGCCCAAGUUACAGGUUACUGUUUCCUAGAACAAAAUAAUACCGGACAUAGGAACAUGAUGGAAAUAGAGGUUCUAUAACGAAAGAGAGAAGCUCUCCUCAGUAUGGGGGGAGUCUAGAGAGGUGGGGCAGGACCAGUCCUCAAACAUCUUCAGUUCCCAAUGUCAUGACCCUUGUAGGUUAUUUAAACAACUUCAGCCUUCUCCCAUGAUAAGCUUCUGGGAGGAAUUUCUAGGAUUUUGGGCAUCUUGCUUUCUUCAUGUUAAUCUUAAUGCUUUUAUUUUCUUUUUUAAUUCCCACUGUAUUUGAAUUUGUUAUAGUUGUAUAUAAUGGAUAUUGGUGACUUCUGAAGUUGCACCUCCAAGGGCUCCUAAUGAAGAUUAAAUGUGGCUACAGUGAAGUUCUGAGGUGAACUGGAUAGAAUAUAGCUGACAGGUAAAAACAAAAUCUAAGUCAUAAGGAUGUGUGGGGAAGUUGGAUGUUUUCAGUGUUUACAGAAGUUAAUAUUUCAUUGUGAAUGAAAUCUGCCUGCAUCCACAUUUGGGCACACAUGCACUCCCACACAUACAUACAACACACACACACACACACACACACACACACACACACACACACACACACGGGCAGUGGGGAAGACAAAAAGGCAGAGACACACAGAGAGAAAGAUUCUCAUUUGAGAUAUCUACAAAAUAUCUGGGAAAGAAGGUGGUCUUCUAAUGUCAGAUACAUUCAAGCCUUACAGUUCAUUGGUAUUUUAACAUUCUUACUUGAAAAUAUUCCUAUAUGACAGGAAUAAUGUCUUUCUGUAGGCAACCUUCAGCACAAACAUUAAUUGUACUCUAUUGGCAGCUGGCAAAAGGUAUCAGAAAGACUCUGUGGUAAGGGACUCCUUUCUUCCCUAUGUCCCCACAAUUUUCCAUUUCUAUCCUCCCUCAAGUCUCCCAAAUUUCCAUUCUUCUGGUGGAGCUACUCCAUUGGCUGAUAGUGAGAAUCUAGCCAGCUGUGAGUUACUGUAGUAAGACCAUACAGAUCUGAUAUGAAGAGUUCAUAAUGUGUGAGAUCAGGUGACAAUACUUAAUCUUAGAGGAAAUGCACAGUAUUACAUUUCCCUGCAUGGUGAAAUCCCUGUUUUGAGUAUGUAGUGUUAGGGAAACUAGAGAAGUUGCAGCUGAGGCUACCUGAAUAAACAAUGACUGAAGAUAAUGAAUCUGCAGGAAGAGUAGGUGGUGUCUGACGACAAUUUUGAAAGAUGAGAGGAGACCGAUGAAUAUUAUGGGAAAUGUUAGAAAAAGAAACAGAGCCAGAGUCAUUACAUUAGUUAAAAAAAAAAACAAAAACAAAAACAGAUUUUACUCAGGGACAAGUACAAUAGGGAAAGAGACCUUAGAGUAUAAAAUAGGGCUCAAUUACUAUAUUGCAACCAUUUCUAAGUAAAAUCUGUUUUUAAUCUCUUCCUCCUUGUUUUUCAAGAAAGGAGAUGGUGAUUCCGAACAUUUGAGAUCAAGGCAAAAGAAUGAAAAGUCCAGGGAGGUCUACAGCAAUUUAAGGAAGAAAAAAUGUAAUCUACCGAAAGUACUCAAGAGAAACAAGAAUUCUCUAUGGGGGAAAGCCACGUUGUAGUCGGGGAAAAUAAAGGCUGACGGUAGGGUUUUUGUAGGACCAAAUCUGUUUAGUGGUAAACAGAAAACAAAGGAUUUUGCAUUUACCACUGGGGAAAAGGUGAGUCUGAACAAGGUUGCUUGGAUGCUGGGUGCCAGGAAGUAUAGACUUUGGUCUCUAGUGCCAAAUGGGAGAGCCUAGGGCAGUAGGGGUUCCUACAACUCAUUAAGUGUUCUUCUGAUAAACGCAUGAAGCACAAAGCAGUCGCUCCCUUCCGGACCUCCGUUUACCCGCAUAGCACAAGCACAGCUCUGGGGCAGAUAGUCAGCGUUCAGGAGCCUUGUCUCGGUCGGCUUAACGCAGGUGUCCAGGCCUUCCUCAGACCGUGCAGGGAGACACGUGCGCUGACAAACAGCGGCCUGGAGAGGGCGGGGUGAGAGGAAGGCCAAGCUCCGCUACCAUCCUGGGACGCCUUCGCCUUCCCGCGCUCUCCGGAGACCCACGCGACCCGGCGCUGCAUCGGCGGCCCGGCCUACAACAAAACCGGAGCAGGAGCCUGAGGAGACGGAGGGCGCGCGCAGCUCCGGUGCCACGUGACGCGACCCGCCCACGUGACCGGUGGCCCUGGCGCUAGCGCUCGCACCGGGGCUGUGGGGAAGGAGCCCAUUAAGGCGGCGGCGCUGAGGGCUCAGGGCCUGGCCCGGAGGCCUGACAGGUAGAGCGCUGCAGGGCGGAGGUGCGGCGAGCCGGGGAGCCGGGCGGGGCCUUGCUUGGCCGCUGCGAAGUCCGCGCCCUCCCGAGGGCCGUGCGCACCAGGCGCGUUCGCGACCCUUCGGCGACGCGCACUCUGCACCCCCGGCGUUCUGUCCUGCGGGAACUUCACCCAGGUGUGCGGCGGCGAGCUGAGUAAAUGGCGUUGCCCGCGGCCUGCCUCUGAGGAAACUCGCUGCCGGUCCCACUGGAGAGGAACACCAAGCACGCAGGAAAAGGCCUGGUUUGAAGGUUCCAGAAGGAUUUGACACAUUGGGGAAGUGAGUGAUCCAUUUCACUGAUGCGGAGAUGUCAGCUGAUUUAUAGGAGUCAUCCAAAGCCACAGUCAUGGUAGAUGUAGGAAAGUGGCCAAUCUUCACUCUGCUCUCGCCCCAGGAAACUGGAUCUAUCAGGAAAGCAUGUGUCUUUGGAAUCUCGGCCAGCGAGGCGAUCUAUGUCACUGACAGUGAUGAGGUCUUCGUGUUUGGACUGAACUAUAGUAACUGUCUAGGAACUGGAGAUAACCAGAGCACCCUGGUGCCCAAGAAACUAGAAGCUUUGUGUGGAAAAAGGAUCAAAAGCCUUAGUUAUGGGAGUGGUCCCCAUGUCCUCCUCAGCACUGAAGAUGGAGUCGUCUAUGCCUGGGGCCAUAAUGGAUACAGCCAGCUGGGAAACGGGACCACCAACCAAGGCAUUGCCCCUAUUCAAGUCUGCACUAAUCUCUUGGUCAAACAAGUGGUUGAGGUAGCUUGUGGUUCACAUCAUUCCAUGGCUUUAGCAGCUGAUGGAGAGUUAUUUGCUUGGGGCUAUAACAACUGUGGUCAGGUGGGAUCAGGAUCUACAGCAAAUCAGCCAACUCCUCGGAAAGUUACCAACUGUUUACAUACCAAGAAAGUGGUCAACAUUGCCUGUGGUCAGACCUCAUCCAUGGCUGUUCUGGACAGUGGUGAGGUGUAUGGCUGGGGCUACAAUGGCAAUGGACAGCUGGGCCUGGGAAACAACGGCAACCAGUUGACCCCAGUGAGGGUGGCAGCCCUGCACGGCGUGUGUGUGAACCAGAUCGUCUGCGGUUAUGCACAUACACUAGCACUCACAGAUGAGGGACUGCUCUAUGCCUGGGGAGCUAACACAUAUGGGCAGCUGGGAACUGGAAGCAAAAAUAACCUGCUGAGCCCCACACAGAUCAUGGUGGAAAAAGAAAGGGUUAUAGAGAUUGCAGCUUGUCACUCCACCCACACAUCUGCUGCCAAGACGCAGGGCGGGCAUGUGUACAUGUGGGGCCAGUGCCGGGGCCAGUCUGUAAUCCUCCCGCACCUAACCCACUUCUCCUGCACCGAUGAUGUAUUUGCCUGUUUUGGCACCCCAGCUGUCUCAUGGCGCCUCCUGUCUGUAGAGCAUGAAGACUUUUUAACAGUUGCAGAAUCACUGAAGAAAGAAUUUGAUAGUCCAGAAACUGCAGAUCUGAAGUUUCGAAUUGAUGGGAAAUAUAUUCACGUCCAUAAAGCUGUUUUGAAGAUCAGGUGCGAGCACUUCCGGUCCAUGUUUCAGUCCUAUUGGAAUGAGGACAUGAAGGAAGUGAUAGAGAUAGACCAGUUCUCUUACCCUGUGUACCGUGCCUUUCUCCAGUACCUCUACACAGACACAGUGGACCUGCCACCUGAGGACGCUAUAGGCCUUUUGGACUUGGCAACAUCGUACUGUGAGAACAGACUGAAGAGGCUCUGUCAGCACAUCAUCAAGCGAGGAAUCACUGUGGAGAAUGCUUUCUCAUUGUUCUCUGCUGCAGUCAGAUAUGACGCAGAGACUCCAAGGAUCAAAGUCAGUUGUUAUAAGCAGCAGAUGUCCUUACCCACUGAGCCAUCUCAGCUGUUCCUGUUUUGUUGGCUUUAAACUUAGUUGGAUUUCAAGUCUGCAUUUCUCAGCUUUGUAGCAUCUGAUGAGUAGUGUUCUGGAAUGUGUACACCAUCGAACUUUCCUGACUGAGCAGAGCCGCAGAUUUGGAGCAGAAGCUGCCCCUGACAGACCGUGUGCUGAUGCAUGGCAGCCCAUGCUGCUGAACAGUGAAGACAGUGCAUGGAAGGCUGCAGGAGGCAUCGUUACUGAACUCAGACUGAUGUGCUUAGCUUUACAGAUUCAUAAAAAGUAAAAGGCUGACUUCGCUAAGUAACCAGAAGCCUGUCUUUUAGAGGUGUUUUGUCAUUGGGCAGUGCAGUCUCCAGUAACUGGGAAUUUAUCAGAGACCCGCAUUCUGACUCUUGAGGUGUAACAGGACAGACUUCCUGUCUGUGACACUUAGGGAAAGUUGACCGUUAUGCCUUUUAUUUUCAAAAAUGUGUCCUAUUUUUGCUUGAGGUUCUAUUAUGGUAAUAAAUAUUUCACAAGGUCAAAUGCAGCUGACUUUGGGGCCUGACAACAAUGGAAAUGUGGUUAGUGUGAGCUGUAGCUAAUGGAAGACAGGUGGGGUUUGCUUCCUCCCUUCCUGUACCACUGGGAGCCUGUGCUAGACUCCUUCUUAUACAACAGUAUGAGGUGGGGUUUGCUUCCUCCCUUCCUGUACCACUGGGAGCCUGUGCUAGACUCCUUCUUAUACAACAGUAUACUUUUAAAUUAGGUUGAUUGUAACUUUAAUUUUUUUCACUUCCUACUUUUAAUGAUGGUUCGUAAACACUUUAACCUCCCUUUUAGCCCACCAAAGGUGGGAGCAAAUGGGCCUUUUUAGAAAUGGUCUUUGGAGCAACUCCUGUCUGUGUUGUCCGGAUAUCAGCAGUUCAGUUCACAGGUCAGCAACGGCCGCUCGAGCUACUGGCAAACACUUCAUGGAUACAUCAGCAGUCCAGUUCAGUCAAGUCAGGAUAGUCAUGAAUCCGCAGCACGACGUGGCACGAAUCAGUGGCAUGACCUAGCAGAGACAGCCAAGCCUCAACCUUGGCACAAGUCAGCAGGAGGGACCAGGGCCAACAGGAACACCAGGAGAAGUUCUGGGCUGUCCUCUCUCAGCAAAGUGAAGAUCAGCAAGAGGUCAACAAGCAAGCAUCGCACAGCUGGCUGCACAAGCAAACCUCCCUCAGCCCUCGCUCCUGCCCUUCAAGCCCUUUUUAUAUUCCCUUCAAACAUCACGUGUCCCCCACUGGGCUUGCCUCAGCGCAUGUAUCUCUCUCAGCUGAUAGCACUCUGCCUUGGAAGCAGCAAGAAGCCACAGCGUACCACCAGAAGACUUUUGGUGUAGUUUCUUUCUAUGGCAUCCUGACAAAUGGAGCUCAACUCCACAGUGUAAGGCAGACCAAUACAUGCGUGUGGUUAGCAAGGAAUCUUUCAUCACGUGUCCUUUCAUGUGCUUGCUCUAACAGAACAUCCUUUUGCUUUAUGUUCACUUCAGAAAAUGUUCCUUCACAGGUCUGCCUUUAGCCUUUCACCUGUGCCCACUUCAGGAAAACACUCCUUCACGUGUUUGCCCCAGCAAAACACCAUCCUACACAACUGACUCUCCAAAGAGCCCUUUUCUCUCCUUUUGGAGAAUGAUUCUAGACUCUUCUUACGCUUCUCUACAUUUUUCCAUGCUCUGUGAUCAAUCCUGUUGAUUUAAAACAGCCCGGACAACCUGACUAGAGGCCCACAGCCUGGAUCCUGUUACUGGAAAUUUGUUCCCACUUUCACCUAAAACCACCUUUAAAAGUUUAGAGGAGAAGAUCAUCAGACAUGCACCUUUGAUCCAAGCAGUCAGGCCCAGAGAGGCAGGAGCAUCUUGGGUAGCAGAGGUGCCUGCUUUACAUAAUGAGUUGCAGUCCAGACAGAGCUACACAGUGAGACCUCGUCUAAAAAGAAAAAUAAAACCAACCGUAUAGGAAGAACUCAUGCCACUGCGGCUGGCAGCAGCCCACGUCCUUGGCUCGUCUUCACUUACGUAUAAAUACAUUAAUAACUGUUCCUUUACAGCGACUACAAAUGAAUGUGAUUACCUGGAGCUUGUCAGUGUGCAGGCAGAGCCAGAGCUCAAAACACAUGCUGAUUGAAUAAUCAGAUAUGCUUGAAACACCAAAAAUAUAUAUUGAAUGGACAAAUAUGUUUACAGCAUUUUACUAUAUUCAAGAUAGCAUACAAACCUUAAACUCCACAAAUAUGAUAUAUUCAAUGUGGAAAAGGAGUAGAAUCCUUAUGAUAUACUUCUUAGAUUUUAAUACUGAACUAUAUGAUCAAUGAGUAAAUGUUUACAUUUUUUUCUUAAUAUUUUGGAAUGUAGUAAGUGACCAUAGUAUUGAGCAUAGAAUUGAGUGUUCAAAUCCAACCCAUUUCUUAUAUAUGUUCUUAGUUGAUCAGAAGUGACUGAGAUUGUAAUUGAUGACAAAACUAAUUUUGGAAGCCCAGC